Colletotrichum navitas is the source of this 216-nucleotide messenger RNA. RefSeq names its product mitochondrial ATP synthase epsilon chain-domain-containing protein. Bases 1 to 216 code for a protein of 71 amino acids. The record is from RefSeq and is a predicted model, not a curated record. NCBI's taxonomy places the organism in Eukaryota, Fungi, Ascomycota, Sordariomycetes, Glomerellales, Glomerellaceae. Gene Ontology annotation, molecular function: proton-transporting ATP synthase activity, rotational mechanism. Gene Ontology annotation, cellular component: mitochondrial inner membrane. The transcript has 3 exons. Gene Ontology annotation, biological process: proton motive force-driven mitochondrial ATP synthesis.
AUGGUCUUCGCCUGGAAAGCCGCCGGUCUCACCUACAACCGCUACCUCGCCGUCGCCUCGCGCGUCGUGCGCCGCAGCCUGAAGGAGGACAAGAGAAUCCUCGCCGAGCGCCGCGGAGAGACGGAGCUCCGUUUUGCCAAGUGGGAGAACGCCAAGCAGGGCGAGCCCAAGCCUCUGUCCCAGGCUACUCCCGCCGCCCCUGCCACCUCCUCGUAA